This is a messenger RNA of Ctenopharyngodon idella (grass carp), 3935 nucleotides long. RefSeq names its product protein phosphatase, Mg2+/Mn2+ dependent 1Ka (gene ppm1ka). The coding region runs from base 1 to 1119 and encodes 372 amino acids. Gene Ontology annotation, molecular function: cation binding; protein serine/threonine phosphatase activity. Gene Ontology annotation, biological process: protein dephosphorylation. NCBI's taxonomy places the organism in Eukaryota, Metazoa, Chordata, Actinopteri, Cypriniformes, Xenocyprididae. The transcript is spliced from 6 exons. The record is from RefSeq and is a predicted model, not a curated record.
AUGUCCGUCUCGGCCGUCUCCUUGUCCCGUCUGCUCCGAUGCAGCCUGCCCGCGGUGGGCCGGAGUGUGAACGCGAACGCUCAUCCAGCCAGGUGCGUGUGCGCACGGGAGACGACCGUUCCUGGAGUCCGAUGGAACAGCACACGUUUGGACAUGGACGGAAGUGGACGUCCAGCCACGUGGGAUUCCUUUGGGAUUUGGGAUAACCGGAUAGAGGAGCCCAUCCUGUUGCCGCCCAGCAUCCGCUAUGGAACCCCCAUCCCGCACAUCAGUCUGUCCAAGGUGGGCUGCGCCUCCCACAUCGGCCGUCGGCGUGACAAUGAGGACCGUUACCAAGUGAGCAAGCUCACACAUAACGUACUGUACUUCGCUCUGUUUGACGGGCACGGAGGACCACAGGCUGCCGAUUUCUGUCACAAGCACAUGGAGCAGCACAUCAGGGAUUGUUUGGAGGUGGAAACAGAUUUACAGGCGGUUUUGUCUAAAGCGUUCCUGCAGGUGGACGCGGCUUUGGCUGCGGAGCUGCAGAUAUACGGCAAUGCCUCCCUCAUGAUGGUCGGCACGACGGCGACGGUGGCGCUGUUAAGAGACGGGAUCGAGCUGGUCGUCGGCAGCGUUGGCGACAGUCGAGCUCUGCUGUGCAGGAAGGGCAAAGCACGCAAACUCACAGACGACCACACACCCGAGAGGAAAGAUGAGAAACACAGAAUCCGUCAGAGUGGUGGGUUCGUGGCCUGGAAUAGCGUUGGUCAGUCUAACGUUAACGGACGGUUGGCGAUGACCCGCAGCAUCGGAGACUUUGACUUGAAGAAGAGCGGAGUGAUCGCAGAACCAGAGACCACUCGAACCCUAUUGCAGCACGCGCACGACUCUUUCCUGGUUCUCACCACCGACGGCAUCAACUUCAUCAUGACCAACCAGGAGAUCUGUGACAUCAUCAACCAGUGCCACGACCCCACCGAGGCGGCAAACAUCAUUGCUGAGCAGGCACUGCAGUACGGCUCGGAGGACAACAGCACGCUCAUUGUCGUCCCGUUCGGAGCCUGGGGAAAGCAUCAGAACGCUGAAUACACAUACGACAUGAGCCGAAACUUUGCCUCCAUCGGCCGCUGGUCUUAACAGCGGUCAAAAGAUCAAUCCAGCAUGAGGAGGAACGAUCCCAAUCAACAGCUACACCACCAGCAGCCUGUUUCCUGAGAGUAAACAAAAGUCCAGUCGGAAGUGAAUGAAAGUGAAUAAAACAGGGAGCUGCUCUGAUGGCAGCAACUUUAUAUCCAAAAAGUAUGGAAGCUUGUUUCUGCCACGAAAUAAAAAAUACAAAAGAUAAUUGCAAUGUUUUAUCUCAUUUUUGAGUUUAUGGCCCGGUUUCACAGACAGGGCUUAGCCUAAGCCAGGAUAAAGGCUUAGAUCAGUUAGGGCAUUUAAGUAGCUUUUAUAAAAAUACACUAUAAAAACACAUUACUGGUGUGCAUCUUGAGACAAAACAAUGACACUGACAUAUUUUAAGAUCUGUCAGUACAAGUUACUUUCAGUUAAAACGGCUCGAAAUGCAUUUUUAGUCUAAGACUAGCUUAAGCCUUGUCUGUGAAACCGGGGGAAAAUCUCACAUUUCAGAUUUUAUAGUGCAAUCGUUAGUUUGUAUCUCACAAUUCAGACUUUUUUAAUCACAAUUACGAGUCUAUAUCUCACAAUUCUAAAAGAUAAAAGUCAGAAAUGCGAGAAAAAUGUCAGAAGGCUGAAUUGUGAAAUAUAAACUCGGAAUUGCAAGAAAAAGUUUGAAUUGUGAUUAUAAACUUGUAAUUGCAAAAAAACGUCCGAAUUGUGAGAUAUAAACUCGUAAUUGCAAGAAAAAGUCUGAAUUGAGAUAUAAACUCGUAAUUGCGAGUAAAAAGUCUGAAUUGUGAGAUACAAACUAACAAUUGCGAGAAAAAAGUCUGAAUUGUGAGAUAAACUCGUAAUUGCGAGAAAAAGGUCUGAAUGGUGAGAUAUAAACUCGUAAUUGUGAGAAAAAAGUGAAUUGUGAUAUAAAUUCGUAAUUGCGAGAAAAGUCUGAAUUGAGAUAUAAACUCGAAUUGCGAAAAAAAAGUGAAUUGUGAUAUAAAUUCGUAAUUGCGAGAAAAGUCUGAAUUGAGAUAUAAACUCGAAUUGCAAGAAAAAAGUGAAUUGUGAUAUAAAUUCGUAAUUGCGAGAAAAAGUCUGAAUUGAGAUAUAAACUCGUAAUUGCGAGAAAAAAGUUUGAAUUGUGAUAUAAAUUCAUAAUUGCGAGAAAAAAGUCUGAAUUGAGAUAUAAACUCGUAAUUGUGAGAAAAAGGUCCAAAUUGUGAGACAUAAAUUCGUAAUUGCAAGAAAACUCGUAAUUGUGAGCAAAAAGUCUGAAUUGUGAGAUAUAAACUCAUAAUUGUGAGCAAAAAGUGUUAAGUGUUUUCCUCCCAUAGAAAAGAAAAAGAAAAAGCUUAACGUCACUUAAUGUAGCCUAUACUAAGUGAUAUUAAAAGAUCAAAUUCUGCACAAACCAAUUUUUCUGUAUAGUAUGCUUUAUUAGUAUAGUAUUUUAAUGUCACUGUCCAUUAAGCCACGUUAAGCGUUUUCUUUAUGCGAGGAAAAUGCUUAAUUACACGUGUUGCGUUCAUAUUCUGGGCUCAUCUGCUUUUCUGUACAUAGUAUGCUUUAUUAGUAUGGUGUUCACUAAGUUUGGUUUGUUAAUAACACUGUCUUAGUAAAUUAAACCACGUUAAGCGUUUUCAUGGUAAACGUUUUAGAAUGUCCCGAUUAUUUGGUUUUCUAUUUAUUAGGGAACACUUAUAGUGUUAAAUCAUAUUCAGUCGCUCAUUCAUGAAACAUCAGCGGAAUUCAUCAGUGUAAAUCAUUUCAGAAUUAUUUUAGGAAUUAUUCCUAAAUUGUUAUGCUUAAUUCAAUGUGAUAAUUACGUAAGAAAUUCAUUCUGCUUGUGUUUCGUGAACAAAAGUGGAGCCCUAUCAAACAGAUCACUGAUUAUAUCAGAUUCAUUAAUAAAAUCUUUGUUUUGAAUAUUUCUGGAACACUCAAACAAAUGGGUUUUUGUGCUUUUUAUUUAUUGGUAGAAACUGCGCAGGUGAUGCUACCUGUUUACUGAGAAUAUAUUUCAGUCAUUUGUUUAUAUAAUGCCUGAAAUUAUCAUGUCAUGACAACCCUUCAAUAAAAUAAAUAAAUAAAUAAUAUAAAAUAGUAUUGUUAAGACAAUAAGGUCUUAUUUGUUAACAUUAGUUAAUGCAUUAACUAACAUUAACACUAUGUUUUUACUGUGUUUAACAAAUGAAACCUUAUUGUAAAAUUUUACAAUAAUAUUAAUAUAUAAUGUAUUAAUAUUGUUUUUAUGCUGCAUGGUGUACAAUUGGCUGGUUUUAUGUGACUAAGUGUGAUUGUUUUAGGUGUGUUUUUGACAUGUACAACUCCAGGUUCCUUUAAUAACUGUAUGUGAAAACAACUCAAAAGUAUAUAGUCAGACUUUUUACCCUGUUCAACUAUACAUGAUCAGCAGCUCUCUGUAUAUAUUUUAGAAAUAUGUUUAGGAACCGCCAUACAGUCUUGUUAAACUUCAUUCUGUGGUUCUCUACAUUUAUACACAUGUUUUGCUAAGAAAUGUUCAUUUUUUUGUUAAAUCUGUGCUAGUGUCAUAAAGUUAUUAAUGUGUUUUUGCCUGAGUUGGUGGUUAAAAAUGUCAGUUAUUGCAUUUAUCUGUGUUUGGACACAAGAUGUGAGUUAUUGUGAAUGAGGUCAAGUGGGAAAUUCAUAACCUGUAUGUACAUUUCGUUUCAUUUGUUUAUGAAUCUGGUUUAGAGAAAUUCUCUUUCAGUGAAGUAUUAAUAUACUACUCUGUUGAGUGAUAUUACAUAAUGUCAGUUAUGAUAUAUGAGCGCAGAGAACCUCGUGUGAAAUAAAUACUGUUAUGAAUCAUG